Messenger RNA from Neocloeon triangulifer, 2449 nucleotides. RefSeq names its product sodium-dependent organic anion transporter-like. Lineage: Eukaryota; Metazoa; Arthropoda; Insecta; Ephemeroptera; Baetidae. The record is from RefSeq and is a predicted model, not a curated record. The transcript is spliced from 7 exons. Gene Ontology annotation, cellular component: membrane. The coding region runs from base 113 to 1447 and encodes 444 amino acids.
AACGCGGCGGAACUUUUUGAUAGCAGUUUGGUGCCACCUGAUAUUACCAGAUAUCGGACCAGAUUGGUUUGGACAUCGCUGGAAGCAGCAACGCACGACACUGAUUGCGGCAAUGAGUGUCUCUGCGGUAUUUGCGCUACUCGCGGCCUCCCUGGCAAUUUUGGCCGGAGGAGCCAAGGCAGAGAUGCAGGUCAUCUUUGAACCAGCUCUAGUCAAACAGCUCAAGGACAAUGGUACGAAAACAGUCACAGUCUGGGCCAACGAGUCCUUUUCCUUUGUCUCCGUGUUUGCCGCCUCGACCCAUCCAGACGUGGCCGAAGUUUCUUUGGAGUCUCUCAAUUUUGAACUUGUCAACGGAAACCACUCCAAGUACAAAGCCAAUUUCACCGUGAGUGGAAAAUUCGUUGGCUACACGGACGUGAUCCUGAAAACCUUCAAAGAAGGAACAAACGUUUUGGUCGACGAAAGUCCGGCACUUUUCGUUUCAGUGAUCCGCGCCAGCGACGGAAGUGAUGCAGUUUUCAUUGGCACCAUUUCUGUCAUGAUGUUUUUCAUGUACAUUAACUUCGGAUGUGCAUUAAAUAUGCCGCUUGUCUUAAAAAAUCUGAAAAAGCCCAUUGGAAUCACCAUUGGACUUGUUUCCCAAUUCGUUUUCAUGCCAGUUAUGAGCUUUUUCAUCGCCAGAUAUGUGUUCUAUGAUAAUCCAGCUCUGCAGCUUGGCCUAUUUUUCAUCGGCAGCUCUCCCGGUGGAGCGGCCAGUAAUAUGUGGACUUUAGUCCUUGGCGGGAAUCUCGACCUUUCCGUGACAAUGACCGCAGUUAGCACGUUCGCCAGCUUCUUAACAAUCCCCUUUUGGGUGUUCACAUUGGGUCGCUUAAUUUUUGAAAACGCAAAUAUCGCCGUGCCUUACAAAGAGAUCGCAUUCACUGCCCUGAGCUUAUUUAUUCCGCUGCUGAUUGGCAUCUUCAUUCAGUACAAGCUGCCAAAGGUUACAACGUUUUUGAACAAAGUUCUAAAACCUUUUGCUGCAAUUUGCUUGAUAUUCAUCAUUUUCGCGACUUGUUACAACGUUUUUCUGUUCAAAUUCGUCACUUGGAAGCUUUUAUUUGGCGCAUCUUCCAAUCCUAUUUUGGGCUACAUUUUUGGCGCUGGAUUGGCAAGAAUAUUUCGGCAGAGUGGCCCAGACAUUCUCGCUAUCUCAAUUGAGACGGGCAUUCAAAACGGAGCAAUUGCUAUGAUCUUACUGAAGGUUGCCCUGGAGCCUCCAGAGAGUGACAUUUCAGCAGUCGUCAUUGUGACGAUAUUUGUUGCGACACAACUCCCAUUGGCCAUAUUGUUGGCAUUCUUCAAGAUUCGCGACUGUGUGCGGGCCAAGAAGAAGAUUAAUAUCGACCUUAAUGAGACGGAAAUUCCAUUGAAGCAACCAGUACCUGAAUUUAAGCAAUAAAUUUUACAAUGUAAAUGUUCCAAUUGGUCAAAAUUAUGAUUAUUUAUUCUCUUUUAUAUUUCAAAGCUAUAAAAAAAGUUUUUUUUAAAUCCAAUUUUUUUUUAUGAAAUGUGAUUAUCCAUACACUUAAAAAAUGCUGCAACUUUUAAAAUAGUCCAAAUUAUUAGAUAUUGAAUGCUAACAACGCCUGCAAAAGAGAACAUAUGCAACCCGCACACUUUAACGGAGAAUUAAAAAUCAAUAAUUAUUCUCCUCUCUUCAUUGACGUCAGUAUUAAUCAUGUAAGACAGGAUAAUUUUUAUUUUUCCCCCACAUUAAAUUAAUUUAUAAUUUCAAUCUCUUUACAUCAAAUUUUGUUUGUGUUUACUGAACACAAAGAAUGUUUAUUUAGAUUUAACUAAAAGUUUAUUAUCCAUCACAAAUAUUUUUGUAGCAUUCGUCGAGAACUUCGCAAAACGCCCUGCUUUCAGUGUUGCAAUCGACAUCCUUCCAAACCAUCUUUCCUUUAUCUAGACUGGAAUUAUAAUUUUUUUUUAUAAAUAUUCCAAUUUUCAUAUUAAUAAUUUAAGAUAUAAUAAAAAAAGCACUUACGCCACCUGAAUGCAUUUUCCUGCCCCACUUGGUUUCCCACCGACCCAAUUAGUAAACCCAAUUUUGUCGCCCGUCUCCAUCCAGGUCAGUUCAUCUCCCAAACUGGAACCUGAAGUCCAAAAGUUGUCUUUGGCCAUGGCAGCAGCGGCUAAAGAGUUCAUUGAAAAUUAUUUAAUUAUAUUAAUAAUUGGAAAGUUGGAAAAACCUUUAUUCUCUGUCAAAAAUUUUGCCAACGCAUUAUUUGUUUUUUCAUCAACAAUGCUCGCAAGCUGAAAACCAGUGAUGCUCCGACAGGCUUUCAUAGCCCCGUGCCAAUUCAGCUUUUAUUAAAAAAAUGUAUAAUAUAUUUAUAAAUAUUUAACUUUUUGCUGUAAAAAUAUUAAAAGUCUACUUUUGAAGUGGUCGUCAUGU